Soboliphyme baturini is the source of this 204-nucleotide messenger RNA. The record is from the annotation of a GenBank genome assembly. Lineage: Eukaryota; Metazoa; Nematoda; Enoplea; Dioctophymatida; Soboliphymatidae.
AUGACGUCUGCUCUGGACUCAUUCCUGAACAAAAUGAUCUCAGUCAUCACCGGCGACGGCCGCAACAUCGUAGGCGUCAUGAAGGGAUUCGAUCAGACGGUGAACGUGAUUUUGGAGGAUUCGUGUGAAAGGAUAUUCAACUCUCAACAAGGGAUCGAACAAGUGCCGCUCGGACUGUACAUUAUUCGCGGUGAAAAUGUGUAA